UCAGAUUUCUUGGCUUGAAAACAUAUAAAAGGUGCUUCAAGAAAAGGCACUAUGCUGAGACCCCGUGCAGGCUUUCCACCAUGCUGGAACUGGGCUCGUGUUCGGUCACCUCUGCGUCUCUGACAGGGGACCGCCAUGCUCCGGGGCGACAGAGACCCCCAUUGGGGCAAUCAGAGUGUCCUUCGAGGGGUCUGGACGUGGGGCCGAUGUGUGGCAGCAGCACCCCGAGGCCCCACGCCCUGCGCCCCUCCCCGACGGAUCCUGACAGAUGGCAGAAACGUCGGCCCGGAGAGUCCCCCUCCCUGCUGGAGCCCCAGAGCCUCUCCACCAGCUUCGACACCCUCUACCUCCCACAGAUGCCGGGCCACGACCCCCCCAACCGCCUGGGCCUCACUCUGGACGUGGGCUCCACUUACGACGUGGGCGGAGGGAUGCUGGGGGUGGACGGAGAUCUGGCGGUCAGUCCCAAUGUGAUGAAGAGACGCCGGGGGGGUCUGAUCGAGCAGAGGGACAUCGUGAAAGCCCACCAGGCACACAAGAUCCACAGCACGCCUCAGGCCCGACGCAAGGAGUGGGAAAUGGCCCGGUUUGGAGACGAAGUCCCGGGCUUGCUGAGCUCCGGGGAUGGAGGCUCUGAGCUCCACCGGAUCCGGGAUGGGGGAGCUCUGUCCACAGGUGGCAUCUCCCCCGCUUUCAAGCAGACCAAAGCGCAGCGCGCGCGCACCAUGGCGCUGUACAACCCCAUCCCAGUGCGCGAGAACUGCUUCACCGUCAACAGGUCGCUCUUCAUCUUCGGGGAGGACAACGUGGUGCGGAAGUACGCCAAGAAGAUCAUCGAGUGGCCUCCGUUUGAGUACAUGAUCCUCACCACCAUCAUCGCUAACUGCAUCGUGUUGGCUCUGGAGCAGCACCUUCCCGGGGAGGACAAGACCCCCAUGUCCAAGAGACUGGAGAAGACGGAGCCCUACUUCAUCGGGAUGUUCUGUUUCGAGGCCGGGAUAAAGAUCAUCGCGCUGGGCUUCGUGUUUCAUAAAGGCUCCUACCUCAGGAACGGCUGGAACGUCAUGGACUUCAUAGUGGUCCUCAGUGGGAUCCUGGCUGCAGCGGGAGCCCACAUGAACAUCUCCGUGGACCUGAGGACUCUGAGGGCCGUGCGAGUGCUGCGACCCCUCAAACUGGUAUCCGGCAUCCCCAGUCUGCAGAUCGUCCUGAAGUCCAUCAUGAAGGCGAUGGUUCCCCUGCUGCAGAUCGGCCUGCUGCUCUUCUUCGCCAUCCUCAUGUUCGCCAUCAUCGGCCUGGAGUUCUACAGUGGCAAGCUGCACUACACCUGCACGCCGCAGCAUGGCAUUCUGGAAAACGAGACGGUGGACUCCUCGGAGUACGAGGUCCCGUGUGGCGUGCGUCGCUGUCCGGAUAAAUACUCCUGCAGCGACACGUGGAUCGGUCCCAACGACGGCAUCACGCAGUUCGACAACAUCCUGUUUGCCGUGCUCACCGUCUUCCAGUGCAUCACCAUGGAGGGCUGGACCACCGUGCUCUACAACACCGACGACGCUCUGGGCCCCAACUGGAACUGGAUUUACUUCAUCCCUCUCAUCAUCAUCGGCUCCUUCUUCGUCCUCAACCUGGUGCUGGGGGUCCUCUCGGGGGAGUUUGCUAAGGAGAGGGAGCGGGUGGAGAACCGGCGGGCGUUCAUGAAGCUGAGGCGGCAGCAGCAGAUCGAGAGGGAGCUGAACGGGUACCGGGCCUGGAUCGACAGAGCAGAGGAGGUGAUGCUGGCCGAGGAGAAUAAGAAUUCAGGACCUUCUGCCCUCGAUGCUCUCAGGAGCCUCCCAGAUUGGAGCACAGGCGGAGUCUAUGUGCUGAAGAGAGCCACCACCAUCAAGAGGAGGGGGAUGGACGCGGGGCAUCGGGGGCAACCUGGGGAUGAACAAUAUGGGGACGUCUCCUCUGUGGGCAUCCCGAUGAACAGAGCCAGUAUCCGGAGCGCUAAGCGAGGUCCGACGGCGUUCUUCCGCCGGAAAGAGCGCCUGCUGCGCAUCUCCAUCCGCCGCGUGGUGAAGACCCACACCUUCUACUGGACCGUGCUGGGGCUGGUGGCGCUGAACACGCUGUGCGUCGCCAUCGUGCAUCACAACCAGCCGCUGUGGCUGUCCCACUUCCUCUACUAUGCAGAGUUCCUGUUCCUCGCUCUGUUCCUCACGGAGAUGUUUCUGAAGAUGUACAGCCUCGGCCCUCGUCUUUACUUCCACUCGUCCUUCAACUGCUUCGACUGCAGCGUGAUCGUGGGCAGCAUCUUCGAGGUGCUGUGGGGUUUCUUCAGGCCGGGAACCUCGUUUGGGAUCAGCGUCCUGCGAGCUCUCCGGCUGCUGAGGAUCUUCAAGAUCACAAAGUACUGGGCGUCUCUGAGGAACCUGGUGGUCUCUCUGAUGAACUCCAUGAAGUCCAUCAUCUCCCUCAUCUUCCUCCUCUUCCUCUUCAUCCUGGUCUUUGCCCUGCUCGGCAUGCAGCUCUUCGGCGGCAGGUUCAUCUUCGAGGACGUCACUCCAACGAACUUUGACACUUUUCCUGCAGCCAUCAUGACCGUCUUCCAGAUCCUGACCGGAGAGGACUGGAACGAGGUGAUGUAUAACGGGAUCCGCUCUCAGGGAGGAGUGAAGUCCGGCAUGUGGUCCUCCAUCUACUUCAUAGUGCUCACGCUGUUUGGGAACUACACUCUGCUGAACGUCUUCUUGGCCAUCGCUGUGGAUAACCUGGCCAACGCACAGGAACUCACCAAGGAUGAAGAGGAGGCGGAGGCAGCGUUCAACCAGAAGCACGCUCUGCAGAAGGCCAAGGAGGUCGGGCCGUUGUCCUCCUUCAUGUCCUCAGAUGGCAGCCGGAGGCGGCGGCCCUACCUGUACAGGAAGCGAGCGAUCCACCGCAGCCGGCCCACCUACUCCUGCAGCCUGGAGGAGGGCAGCGUUCGGGAGGGCCGCCACCCCCCACCACUCAACCCCUCUCACUGUUUCAUGUCCAGGAGGGAGAGGAGGAAGAGGAUGACCAUGUCGGUGUGGGAGCAGAGGACCAGCCAGCUCAGGAGACACCGGCAGAUGUCCAGCCGAGAGAUCCUGUUCAGCAGCCCGACCGAGGAGAAGGAAGGACCCCCCACUGCCCCCGCCCCCGCCCCCGCCGCCGCCGCUGAACACCCACAGUCCCUACACCGAAAGGCCGUGGAGCACACACACUCAGGGAGUUUAAAGAAUGACCCUUUAGCAUCGCCGUCCAAAGACCCUGCUGCAGGCUCCUCUGUGUCUCUGGAGAUGCCCACCCUAUCCGCCGAACCCCCUCUGGUGGAGGGUCCAUCCCAUAAUCCCCCUCGUGAUGCACCUAUAGCUCUACCUGAAUCAGACUCAGGUGGAAAACUGUCCGUUGAUCCGACCCACAGCGAGCGCCGGAGCCCCCGGUUGAACGGCGAGCGCCAACACAGAGCGGUGAAGAAGUUCAGACCUCCGGAGAACCCGGACUCUCUGACGCCCGAGAUGGGAGGUCACGGCGGGGUCAGGGGUCAGAGGGGGAGGCAUCACGGUGAGCAUCAGAGGGGGGACAGGAGUCCGGCGUCAUCGCCCGGGGAUGGAGGUCAGACGGUGAGUCGAUCGGCCAGCGGAGAGAGGAGGAAACAUCCUGGGAGGGCGGAGGAGGAGAAGGAGGUGGAGACCAAACCGGAGGAAGAAGUGUCCAAACCGGAGGAGAGCAGUCAGGGUGAAGGUGGACUCACUGACCAACAGGAGAGUCAGAUCCACAUCGGAGAGCAGGAGGAACCUCCUCAGAAACCAGACCCAGAUCCACCGGUCCCAGGAGAGGAGGAGAAGUGUCCGCUGAGCUCCAGCGUGAUCAUCGAGGUUCCCAGCGCUCCGUCCGGUCUGGAGCUGUCCACCAUUACAGUGAAUAGUAAGGACCCUGACUCCUGUAGAUCAGAGAAGGAGGAGGAGGAGGAGACAAAGCCGGCUGUGACUCCAGACAGCAUGUUCAUCUUCAAGCCCGACAACCCUGUGCGACGGGUCUGUCACUACGUGGUGAACCUGCGCUACUUUGAGAUGUGCAUCCUGCUGGUGAUCGCUGCUAGCAGCAUAGCGCUCGCUGCUGAGGACCCAGUGGCCACCUCCUCCAACUGGAACAAGGUUCUGCGGUAUUUCGACUACGUGUUCACCGGAGUCUUCACUUUUGAAAUGAUUAUAAAGAUGAUCGACCAGGGUCUGCUGCUCCACGACGGCUCGUACUUCAGAGACCUGUGGAACAUUCUGGACUUCAUCGUGGUGGUGGGAGCGCUGGUGGCCUUCGCCCUCUCCAAUGUGAUGGGAAAUAACAAGGGACGGGACAUCAAGACCAUCAAGUCUCUGAGAGUGCUGCGAGUCCUCCGACCGCUGAAGACCAUCAAGAGGCUUCCCAAACUCAAGGCGGUGUUUGACUGUGUGGUGACGUCUCUGAAGAACGUCUUCAACAUCCUGAUCGUUUAUAAACUGUUUAUGUUUAUCUUCGCCGUCAUCGCCGUGCAGCUUUUCAAGGGGAAGUUCUUUUACUGCACCGACAGCUCCAAGGACACGGAGAAGGACUGCCAGGGUUACUACAUUGACUACACGAAGGACAAGAAGGAGGUGAAGAGGAGGGAGUGGAGGAGACACGAGUUCCACUACGAUAACGUGAUCUGGGCUCUGCUGACUCUCUUCACCGUGUCCACCGGGGAGGGCUGGCCGCAGGUCCUGCAGCACUCAGUGGACGUGACGGAGGAGGACAGGGGUCCGAGCCACGGCAACCGGAUGGAGAUGUCCAUCUUCUACGUCAUCUACUUCGUGGUCUUCCCUUUCUUCUUCGUCAACAUCUUCGUGGCUCUCAUCAUCAUCACCUUCCAGGAGCAGGGCGACAAGAUGAUGGAGGAGUGCAGCCUGGAGAAGAAUGAGAGGGCGUGUAUAGACUUUGCCAUCAGUGCCAAGCCUCUGACCCGCUACAUGCCUCAGAACCGACACACCUUCCAGUACCGCCUCUGGCACUUCGUGGUGUCGCCGUCCUUCGAGUACACCGUGCUGGCCAUGAUCGCUCUGAACACCAUCGUGCUGAUGAUGAAGUAUUACUCCGCCCCGCCGGCGUACGAGGCCGUCCUGAAGCACCUGAACACGGCGUUCACCGUCCUCUUCUCUGUCGAGUGCGUCCUCAAGAUCAUGGCCUUCGGUUUUCUGAACUACUUUCGAGACACAUGGAACAUUUUCGACUUCAUCACAGUGUUAGGAAGCAUCACGGAGAUCGUGGUGGACGUGCAGUUUGUGGACACGUUCAACAUGAGCUUCCUGAAGCUGUUCCGGGCGGCUCGUCUGAUCAAACUGCUGCGCCAGGGUUACACCAUCCGGAUCCUUCUGUGGACCUUCGUGCAGUCCUUCAAAGCCCUGCCUUACGUCUGCCUGCUCAUCGCCAUGCUCUUCUUCAUCUACGCCAUCAUCGGCAUGCAGGUGUUCGGGAACAUCAAGCUGAACGAGGAGACUCACAUCACGCAGCACAACAACUUCAAGUCUUUCUCUGGAGCUCUCAUGCUGCUGUUCAGGAGUGCAACGGGGGAGUCGUGGCAGGAGAUCAUGUUGUCGUGUCUCGGGGGACAGAAGUGUGAGACGGACCACUCCCUCCCCCCGGCAGUACCGACGUCCGACCAGGAGGGGGGCUGUGGUUCAGACUUCGCUUAUUUCUACUUUGUGUCCUUCAUCUUCUUCAGCUCCUUUCUGAUGCUGAAUCUGUUCGUGGCGGUGAUCAUGGAUAACUUUGAGUAUCUGACCAGAGACUCGUCCAUCCUCGGCCCCCAUCACCUGGACGAGUUUGUCCGGAUCUGGGGGGAGUACGACCGCGCCGCCUGUGGUCGUAUCCAUUACACUGACAUGUAUGAGAUGUUGACCAACAUGUCGCCCCCCCUAGGCCUGGGCAAGAAAUGCCCCUCCAAGUUGGCCUAUAAGAGGCUGGUCCUGAUGAACAUGCCUGUAGACGACGAGAUGUCUGUCCACUUCACCUCCACCCUGAUGGCACUUAUCCGCACCGCCCUGGAGGUCAAGAUAGCCCGAGGGGGGGAGGACAGGAACCAGAUGGACCUGGACUUGCAGAAGGAGAUCGGGGUGAUCUGGCCUCACCUGCCUCAGAAGACGCUGGACGUCCUGGUUCCAAUCCACAAAGCCAGUGAUAUGACCAUCGGGAAGAUCUACGCCGCCAUGAUGAUCAUGGACUACUACAAGCAGAGCAAAGCCAAGAAGCUCCGGCAGCAGCUGGAGGAGCAGAAACACGCUCCCAUGUUCCAGCGAAUGGACGCCUCCUCUCUGCCUCAGGAAAUCCUAUGCAACGCCAAAUCCCUUUCAUUCCUCGGGCACAGCGCCGGAUCUGCUCUAACCAGAGGAGGUUUUGUGGCGCUCAGCCCCGUCUCUCCUCAAGAGAUGUUCCUGCAGCCGCUGUCUCGCUCCAGGGAGGAGAAGGAGGGGGAGGAGGAAGAGGAGGACGGCGACUACCGCUCCCCAUAUCACCCAUAUCCCUCCCCACACCACCACCACCACCUACACACUCUGGUGCCAGAUGUGGUGGAGUAUAACCAGGUGAUGCAGCAGGCCCGGCAUGACUCAGCGGUUAUUAAAUCCCCUCAGCGCACCGCCUCCAUCAGAGCGUCCUCCAUGCCCCGACUGGCUGUCGAUCCUCCGGCCGGUAUGUCUGCAGACAGUAAGCUGAUGAAGCGCUCCUUCUCCACCAUUGGGGACCAGUGUGUGAACGGCCUCUGGCAGGAGCAGCACUCUCUGGAGAGAAUCAGUCCGGACGGCACGUACCGACCGCGGCAGAGGAGCUACAGAGGUCCUAAAAACAACCCCAGAGAAACCAGCAGUCACGAGCGAGGGCGAUCUAAGGAGCGGCGCCACCUGCUGUCUCCGGACGUUUCCCGCUGCAACUCCGAGGAGCGAAGUCGAGACACGUCCUGUGAGAGGAGGCGCUCCCGAUCCCCGAGCGAAGGACGAACACACGCCUUACAGAAACAGGUGAACUCCUCCGGAAGCCCCGCCCACUCCGCCUCAGAGUCCGGUACGCCUCGUAAUCGCCGCCAGCUUCCUCAGACUCCCUCUCGCCCUCGACCGUACAUCUCCUACUCCCCUCUGGUCUGCCAAACCUCCGCCGCCCCAGCAGCAACCUCCCCCACCACUGUGCAUCCCCCGCCUCAGGAUGGAUCCUCCAAAGAGAGAUCGCAGAGGGAGACCAGUCCCCUACCUGCCGUCCAGGGGUCGUCCGGGGGUCAGAGCCACCCCUCGCCUCACCGCUACAUCUCAGAGCCCUACCUGCCGUUCCACGAGGACGUCGGCGCGGGAGGGGAGGGAGGCGACGGGGAGGAGACCCUCACCUUCGAGACGGCCGUGGCCACCAGCCUGGGACGGGCCAACGCCAUAAGCUCCGCCCCCCAGCUCAGACACUCCUGGCAGGUUCCCAACGGACACAUCCGGAAGCACCUGGGCCAGGCGAGUGCGGCGGGAGCCAACGAGCUGCUGAGCGACACGGACGAGGACGACCGCUGCUAAGAGGAAGAGGGAGCGACUCCUGGAGGCACAAGGAGAUCUGUGCUGUGUCUCACUCCUUACCCCUGCUGCUCCGAUUGAGUGCGUCCCAAUGCAAAGUCCGGCUAACUUACUCCCUGGAUGGUGCUCUCUUAUUGGUCCAAAUGUUGAGUGAUGAACGCUGGACUCUUCUCACACUCAUAGCCGCCGUGUUGACUACGUAGCUGAAGUUAAGCGACACGUUUUUGCAGCAACGAUGUAUGGCAUUAAAAGUUAUUCAUGUGGGGUUUGGGUUAGUAUUUAGGAAACACACCCUUAAGUUCUGAGUGUUAAUUGAGCAGUAAAUCUGCAGUGAUUCGGUAGAGCGAAUGAUCGUCGCUAGCUAGCUAAUAGCAUCGCUUGUUGCCGCCUGUGAGGACACAGUGUGUGAUUUAAAAGUCAAAAGUAACACAUUUGUUUUUAAGCACCACACGCAAUGACUACACCCUAAAUAUAUGGCCAUUGGUUACUUAAAAGAAAUGUGGCAACAGAGGGACACCUAAUAUAAUGUAGUACAACAAUUUGAUUCAAAGUUAGUCGAUGUUGACAAAAGAAAGUAAAGAAAUGUUGGAUUUAGUCAUUUAAUUCUGAGCAAAUGUAAGUGAGAGUGACUAAAUGUGUUGGAAUUGGAUUUAUAUUAAAUAAUCUAGGAGACAUGUUUUUCAAAUGUACUGAAUAUCUGCAGGAAAUUAACUUCACUAAACAUGAUUUAGACUGAAUAUCUUGGUAAAAAUGGUUUGAAUUCACUUAUUGUAGCGGCCAAAAUCCUAACGCCUACUGGUGCCGUGCUCCCAAAUAUACAACUACACCCGGUGCCCAAAGACGCCUUCAAAGUAGGAAAUAAAAGUCUAAGUAUGAAAUAAUUGAUAGCUCCUACAGUUAGAUUACUUUAAUAUUAUAACAGGUAGCUUUCAGGGUAUUCGGUCGUUGCUAUAAGUUUCAUUUACGGUGUCUUUAAAUGACAUCCACUGAUCUCCGUGCAGAUGAGGGAAGUAACUGAGUUGAGACACAGCACGUCUCCGCGGCAGUAGCAUCACAAACUGUCUAUCUGGAUCUCUGAGGUGUGUGUGUGUGUGUGUGUGUGUGUGUGUGUGUGUGUGUGUGUGUGUGUGUGUGUGUGUGUGUGUGUGUGUGUGUGUGUGUGUGUGUGUGUGUGUGUGUGUGUGUGUGUGUGUGUGUGUGUGUGUGUGUGUGUGUGU
Eleginops maclovinus (Patagonian blennie) is the source of this 8773-nucleotide messenger RNA. It is a transcript of the gene cacna1ea, whose product is annotated as voltage-dependent R-type calcium channel subunit alpha-1E. Gene Ontology annotation, molecular function: high voltage-gated calcium channel activity. The coding region runs from base 81 to 7559 and encodes 2492 amino acids. The record is from RefSeq and is a predicted model, not a curated record. The transcript has 49 exons. Gene Ontology annotation, cellular component: membrane; voltage-gated calcium channel complex; neuronal cell body. Gene Ontology annotation, biological process: chemical synaptic transmission; calcium ion import across plasma membrane. NCBI's taxonomy places the organism in Eukaryota, Metazoa, Chordata, Actinopteri, Perciformes, Eleginopidae.